AUGGGAAUCAGCUGUGCCCAACCUGUGUGCUGUGAAGCCACCAUCUGUGAGCCCUCCUGUGCUGUGAGCAACUGUGCCCAACCUGUGUGCUGUGAAGCCACCAUCUGUGAGCCUUCUUGCUCAGUGAGCAGUUGCUGCCAACCUGUGUGCUGUGAGGCCCCUUCCUGCCAGCCAGUUCUCUGUGUACCCACUGCCUGCCAGUCCAUCACGUGCAAACCCAGCUGCUGCCAGUCGGUCAUCUGUGAGCCCAGCUGCUGUUCUGCUGUCUGCACUGUGCCUACUUCCUGUCAACCAGUGGUCUGUGAGCCCACUUGCGGUCAGCCAGUCUGCCCCACACCUAGCUGCUGUCCAUCUGUCUGCUCUGUGGCUAAUAGCUGCCAGGCUGUCUGCUGUGACCCCAGUCCUUGUGAGCCAUCUUCCUCAGAGUCCAGCAACUGCCAGCCAGCUUCCUGUGUGGCUCUGGUCUGUGAGCCUGUCUGUCUUCGCCCUGUUUGCUGUAUUUCAAGCCCCUGUGAGCCACCUUGUGUCUCCAGCACUUGCCAAGAGCCGUCUUGUUGCAUCUCCAGCAUCUGCCAACCCAUCUGCUCUGAGCCCAGUCCCUGUUCAGCAAGUAUCUGUGUGCCUAGUCCAUGUCAGCCUACCUGCUAUGUAGUCAAGCGCUGCCGGUCCAGCUGCCGUGAGCCUGUUUCCUGCCCACCUACCUCGUGCCAACCACUCUGCGGUCGCCCGGGGUCUUCUGCAUCUGCCAUCUGCCAACCAACCUGCUCUCGGACUUUCUAUAUACCCAGCUCCCGCAAACAGCCCUGCACCCCUUCGGUUUCUUACCGCCCAAUCUGUCGUCCAAUCUUCUCUGGACCCAUCACUUACAGGCAGCCGUAUGUGACAUCCAUGUCUUACCGCCCUGCCUGCUAUCGCCCAUGCUACUCCAUCCUGCGCCGCCCAGCCUGUGUCACUUCCCUCUCUUACUGUCCGAUCUGCUCCCGUCUGCCUUGCGUUGACCCCUGUAGACGGGAUUGCAAAAAAUCUACUUCUAGCCAACCGGAUUGCACUGACUCAACAUCCUGCAAGGCCGAGGUCUCAAAUGCCAGUCCCUGCCAGACCAGUGAGGCCAAACCCACCAGCCCAACCACCCGUGAGGCCACAGCCAGCCCACCGACUGCCACCAAGCCUGCUGACCACUGAUCUGGCCUCAGCCCACUGAUUCCUGCAAAGCAAACCUCCUGCUAGAGGGAAUUCUCAACUACCUUCCCCAAAGCUCACAAUGACUUAGUUAGAAUCUUUCAGCACCAUCACUCACUAUCUUCUUACACUUCAAAGAACUCACCAGAAAUGUCAGGCUCCUAAUGGUCCAAAUGAAGGUGCCCUGGGCACCUAGAUGGGUGUCAUUCUGGGUUCCUGCCUGCUGCCGCCAUUAAUCUGAGAAGAGCUCCUUCACCACAUAAUCUUGGGUCUCUUUCCCAGCAUUAAGUUUUUUCUGUCCUCGUGCAUGUGCUCCCUUACUGGGUGUGCUCACAUUCCUUGGGGACUUCUUCCAUGAGAAAAAGAUA
Molecule: messenger RNA, 1547 nt
Organism: Ailuropoda melanoleuca (giant panda)
Lineage: Eukaryota; Metazoa; Chordata; Mammalia; Carnivora; Ursidae
Gene: KRTAP16-1
Product: keratin associated protein 16-1
Exons: 2
Coding region: 1-1182 (393 amino acids)
Cellular component (GO): keratin filament
Source: RefSeq, a predicted model, not a curated record